AUGGUACAACAAUUUGAUGGUCUUGAAUGCAAAAAAGAAUGGGGGAUGGUUAAACAUGUUAUUAAAUCUGUUAAAAAAUAUGAUAUGAUAGAAGGAUGGCAUCAUAUUUGGAAUUCUCAAUCUCAGUCUAUUAAUCAAUUUCCAAAUAUUAAUAUAUUAGUUAAGAUUGCUUUACUAGUUCCGUUAUCAAAUGCAAUUGUUGAAAGAGUGUUCUCUCAACACAAAUUAACAAAAACGAGUUUACAUUUUAAUUGGGAUAAAGCAUUCAAUCAGUGGGAAAAAGAACAAGUGCGACGGGUUAAUCAUAAUUAA
Molecule: messenger RNA, 312 nt
Organism: Funneliformis geosporum
Lineage: Eukaryota; Fungi; Glomeromycota; Glomeromycetes; Glomerales; Glomeraceae
Source: the annotation of a GenBank genome assembly